Messenger RNA from Anopheles maculipalpis, 1170 nucleotides. RefSeq lists its product as uncharacterized. The transcript is spliced from 2 exons. Gene Ontology annotation, molecular function: chitin binding. Gene Ontology annotation, cellular component: extracellular region. NCBI's taxonomy places the organism in Eukaryota, Metazoa, Arthropoda, Insecta, Diptera, Culicidae. The coding region runs from base 1 to 1170 and encodes 389 amino acids. The record is from RefSeq and is a predicted model, not a curated record.
AUGAACGUAUUUCAGCCAUUGCUGGCGAUAGUAGUGUGCUCCCUGACGCUUGUCAACGGAGCGACGGGACCCACAUUCAACUACGAGGAUGGCAUCCUGGACGUACGCUGUCCCCAGUUUGACAUCCCGAUGAGCCCGGUCCAUCUAGCGAUCCCGAACGAUUGCACCAGGUUCCAGAAGUGUUUCAAUGGCCGUGCCUUCACGAUACAGUGCCCACCCGGGCAGGAGUUUGGGGUUCAUCUGCAGCGGUGCGACUAUCCGGUGUUUGCCCAGUGCCAGAAAGGUUACGUGCAACCGCAACCGGCCGGAUUUAAUUACGAUCUCGGACAGGCCGAUCCACGGUGUCCACGGUUCGAUGAUCCGUUUAAGCCGACCCAUCUGCCACAUCCCUCCGACUGUAAGCGUUUCUUCAAGUGUUUCGACGGUCGGGCAUUUGAGCUGGAGUGUCCAACGGGACAGGAAUGGGGCGCAAAAUUGAACCGUUGCGACUUCCCAUCGAUGGCUCGCUGCUCCGUCGGGCGGGUUGAUAAGCUGCCAAAUGCUGUAGAGAAAGCCCCCGAGCAAGUACCGCAGGAUGCCGGUAGCGACGGAUCCAGCGGAGAGGUGCAGGAGUACGUGCAGCCCGCAAAGGCUGCGUUUAGCUAUGAUUCCGGUGUGAACGAUGUGCGCUGUCCCAAGUUCGACGAUCCGUACCGUCCGAUACAUCUGGCCCAUCCCACCGAUUGUCGCAAGUUUAUGAAGUGUUUCGAUGGACGCGCGUACACCAUCGACUGCCCCAAAGGGCAAGAGUUUGGCAUCCGUAUUAACCGUUGCGACUACCCACAGUUUGCCCAAUGUUCGCUGCAGAAGGAUCGUAAAAGCUUGCGCAAAGCGGCCGAUGAGUACUACUACGAUGACUACUACGACGAUGACAGUAUUCCGCUCGAUUCGAGCGAAUGGACACCAGAGCAGCGUGAGAUGAUCGAGGGCGUUAAGGAUGGACGUUGCCCGCUGACGGACGACCCGGCCGAACCGAUCCAUUUCAUACACCCGAAGGAUUGUGGUAAGUUCUAUAAGUGUUAUGAUGGGCGCGCCUAUCUGAUCCUGUGCCCGGUCGGGCAGCACUGGAGCGUCCGGUUCGAUCGGUGCGAUUAUCCGAAGGUGGCGAAGUGUACCAUUCGCGGCAACUAA